This is a messenger RNA of Protopterus annectens (West African lungfish), 1498 nucleotides long. RefSeq names its product homeobox B6 (gene HOXB6). The transcript is spliced from 2 exons. Lineage: Eukaryota; Metazoa; Chordata; Ceratodontiformes; Protopteridae. The record is from RefSeq and is a predicted model, not a curated record. The coding region runs from base 351 to 1016 and encodes 221 amino acids. Gene Ontology annotation, biological process: anterior/posterior pattern specification; regulation of transcription by RNA polymerase II. Gene Ontology annotation, cellular component: nucleus. Gene Ontology annotation, molecular function: RNA polymerase II cis-regulatory region sequence-specific DNA binding; DNA-binding transcription factor activity, RNA polymerase II-specific.
UGGUGGAGAAAUAUGUGUUCUGAUGUUGGAAACCAGUUUAAAAUGAUCUUUCUUCAGUAAUGUCCAUUAGGUUCAAGGUAUAGUUCAUGUUUUUUAAGGGUUGCUAGUGUGUUCUGAGGGUCCCUGGUGCAUGCACUAGAAGCCCCUCAUGGGUGCUAUUUUGCAAUCCAGCAUGCUUGCGAUUGGUCAGUCCUUGAUCAGAUGGUUCCACUUCCUUCUGUCCCUCACUGGCACCCGGCCAUCCCCCUUCAGCUAAAACCCAAUCUCCGAUAAACUACUAAUAGCUAAACCACUUGGUCUAUAAAACACAACAAAUCAUAAACCCAGGAAGGGACGGCCGCCUCCUCCCAAUGAGUUCCUAUUUUGUCAACACCACUUUCCCGGUGACUCUGCCUGGCGGACAAGAGUCAUUCCUGGGGCAGAUACCGUUAUAUUCUUCAGGAUAUGCGGAUCCUUUAAGACACUACCCUGCUACCUAUGGGGCCACCGGUAUCCAAGAAAAAGGAUAUCCAACAUCCUCUUUUUAUCAGCAAGCAAAUAGUGCAUAUAACCGGACAACGUGUGACUAUGGGACAGCUGGCUUUUACAGGGAAAAAGACGGUUCUUGUGCGAUUACUACACUGGAAGACCCAACUCAGUUUAACCAGGAUCAACGGAAACCAGAGUGUGCACAACUCAAACAUGUAUAUGGAGAACCAGAGGAACAAAAGUGUUCAACGCCUGUGUACCCUUGGAUGCAGCGGAUGAACUCUUGCAACAGUUCUGCGUUUGGGCCCAAUGGCCGAAGAGGUCGUCAAACCUACACCCGAUAUCAAACACUAGAACUGGAAAAAGAGUUUCACUUUAACCGCUACUUGACAAGGCGACGUAGGAUUGAGAUCGCUCAUGCACUUUGUCUCACAGAACGACAGAUCAAAAUCUGGUUCCAAAACAGGAGGAUGAAAUGGAAAAAAGAGAACAAACUGCUCAACUCCUCACAGCUAAGCGGAGAGGAAGAGGAGAAACCUGCAGAAUGAAUAUUCCUAGUGACAUCCCAUCAUAUGCACAACGUGUGCACUUUCCCUCAAAAUAAUAAGACUUUAUUCAAGCUGGUGGUUCCUUAAAAUUCAUUUGCACCUGUGGACUUGUGUUUAGCACUCUGUUACACUGCAUUACCUGUGUAUCUACCUAAUGUGUCAAACCGCAAUCACCCCGUUUCAGUCGGGGUGUCAUUGCUGAAAGUAGAGUUUGCCUAACUGUGUUAUUGGAGGUGCUGCAAUAUGUGUCAUUUAAGUGUUGUGUUUUAAUUUUGUAAAGUAUUAUGCACGGUGAUUUAUACUAUGUAUAAUAUUAAAUUAAUUCUGGGUUUUGACAACCAGUACCUGCUGAAAUGAAAUGUAUACUACCUAGAUCGAAGCAGAAAGUUAUAUUUUAUUAUUUUUUUGUAUGUUGUCUGUAGCAUGUAGUUUGUCAAAUGAGUACAAUUACACACUCAAAAUAAAAAAAACUUUUAAAUGUU